CAGCGACAGCGUCCUUCCUCCACCGUCCACCUUCCCGCGCGGAUUCUCUGGGCCCGUGCAGCGUGGUGUUGCAACGGGAAAGAAACUUUCGCUAUGUGGUCUCCGGCGUUUUGAUGUUGACCACAUAAGGUUGCUGACUAAGUGAGGGCGGAAGACUUGGCUGGCUUGGCAAUCCACAGCGAAUCUCCUAAUCCUGCUGCACCAACUCGUUCCGAUGCAACCGCCAGGUCCUCGCGCUGCAGUCUCCCAGAAACCCCUCUGCGCCGAGUCUAUAUUCCUCUAAUUGCUGUGGCUUGAAGCAGGGGCCGCCCUGUCAUCUCACGAUAAUCCAGAUACAGAUACACGCAGACGCGCUGGACGAGCAGACGUUCGUCCAUGGACCGCCGCUGCUUAUUUUUAUCCUGUCUGCUGGGAUCCGUUCUCGCACAGAGCGAUAGCACUGAUGAUGGGGCCAUCAGCGAUCCCAUCUCCCAAUAUCGCCCUGUCUUCGCCCGCUCUCUCCCCGUGCAGCUUCUUUUGAACGGCAUCGUGCUCACCCUUAUGGCCGUCCUCCUCCUCCAGCUCCUCUUCACCUCACAGUACCACGUCCGCCUCGCCCCCGUCAACUUCUCCCUCCAGAUCUCCGCCGUCUGUACCCUCCUCGUCAGCGCCAUAUCCAGCAUCCAGGUCAUCUUCGCCACGCUCGACCAGGAGAGCAAGAUCUGGCCGUACAUGCUGAACUAUGUCGCCGUCGAGGUCCCCCCAGACGGCGGCAGCGACGGCUGGUCGACUGCCGAGAUCGCCGCGUGGCUGCUCAUGACCGCAACGACCGGCAUGCUCAUUCAGAUCACACACAUCCAGUUCCUCACGCUACUCUUCCCGUCCAAGCUCGAACGGCGGCUGAUUUUCUGUCUCCUCUUCCCACUCUCGGUCAUAUCCGCCGCGAUGCAGAUGCUGCGCAUUCGCCAAGAACCCCACAUCGAGCGACUCGCAGUAUACGUGCAGAACAUAUGCAACGCCGCGCUCUCUCUCCUCUUCACCGUCUCGCUCCUCGGAUGGGGCCUGCUCCUCAACCGCAAGAACGCCUGGCGCACAGAUGGCGGCACCGCGGCCUUUGGCGCCGGCGCGCUCCUCCUCGCACCUAUGAGCACCGUCAUCUCGCUCGUGUACAUCGCCAAGGGCGACCAGCUUUCGUGGAUGAAGCCGCUCAUGUGGAGCGUCAUCCUCUGGCAGAGCUUCCUCGGCUGGUGGUGGUGGGUCGGCGCGGGCAUGGGCGUCGGCGAGCUCGACGAGCUGCUGAGCCGCGAGGAGAAGAAGCAGCAGAAACGGCUCCGCCGCUCGCAGCGCCGCAGGGCACAGCGCCAGCGCGCAGAGACGCUCUGGAAGGGCGUCACGGGCGCGUUUGGGAUCAAUAAGGGUGCGCCCGCGGCGGUGGCCGAGGACGCGCGCUCGACGCAGAGCGGAGGCACGUGGCGCGUGGUGCGCGGUGCGCGGAGCCUGGUGACGUUCAUGCGGCGCGAGCAUCUUGCGGCUGCGCGUGCGCAGGCGGCGGAGUGGGUUGAGCGGGUGAAUGAGGUGUAUGGGCGGGAGAGGGAGGGCGGCGAGGGCGAGGGACGCGGGUGGAGUUUGGGACAGUAUGGGACGCGGCGGGUGUUGGAUGUGGAGAAUGAGACGGUGGUGGAUUCGGAUGGGAGUGGGGAGGCGGAUGGGGAUGGGGAUGCAGAUGGGGAGGUGGACAAGGCGGAGAAGGGAGUGGAGGGGGUGGAGGGCGAGGAGGCGGAGGAUGGGGUGCACCGCGUCCGGAGGCGGAAUUGGAGGAAAGAGAAUGUGGAUUCGCGUGAUGCACGGGAGAGGAGACGGAGAGAGAUGGAGGAGCACCAGCAGGCGACGUCGUUGUGGUGGUGGGGCCCAUUGCGCCGGUGGCGACUGCAGGAUACGACCGAGUAUUGAGCUCAUCGUCCGACUCUUGGGAUGCUAUGUGUUGUACUAGUAGGCUAAAACCACGCAGAAUAUUGUACUCAAAUACCAGUAUUUGCUCCCUCCCUAGUGCAUUUCCCCGUCACUCGCAGUGGUGGGUUUUCCGCGUGGCACGAUGCAGCCAAGCUGUAAUAAAUGUACAUAGCAACUUGGCUAAGAGCAUGCAGC
Laetiporus sulphureus 93-53 is the source of this 2124-nucleotide messenger RNA. RefSeq lists its product as uncharacterized. The transcript is spliced from 4 exons. The record is from RefSeq and is a predicted model, not a curated record. The coding region runs from base 376 to 1929 and encodes 517 amino acids. Lineage: Eukaryota; Fungi; Basidiomycota; Agaricomycetes; Polyporales; Laetiporaceae.